GCCAUACUCAUCCGUGUCCCUCUCGAUAUCCAGCGACUUACGACUAAUGGCUGAAUCCUUGCGUUUUCUUGGCUCCCUCCCCGGCCACAAAGGAUGGGUCACCGCCAUUGCUACCUCCUCGGAGAACCCAGACAUGAUUCUGACGGCUUCCCGAGACAAGACCAUCAUCGUUUGGCAGCUUACUCGUGAUGAAGACACGUAUGGCUACCCCAAACGAAUUCUUCAUGGCCACAACCACUUCGUCUCUGACAUCGUCAUCUCUUCCGAUGGACAAUUCGCCCUUUCCUCCUCUUGGGACCACACCCUGCGUCUCUGGGAUCUGAACACUGGUCAGACCACCCGCAGAUUCGUUGGCCACACCUCCGAUGUCUUGUCUGUCAGCUUCAGCGCAGAUAACAGACAGAUUGUUUCUGGUUCGCGUGACCGAACAAUCAAACUUUGGAACACCCUUGGAGAGUGCAAGUAUGAUAUCAAGGAUGAUGGUCACACUGAGUGGGUGUCAUGCGUGCGCUUCAGCCCCAACGUCAUGAACCCUGUGAUUGUGUCUUGUGGAUGGGACAAGGUUGUGAAGGUCUGGGAACUCUCCAAGUUCAAAUUGAAGACCAACCACUACGGCCACACCGGCUACAUCAACACUAUCUCUGUCUCUCCUGAUGGUUCCCUUGCUGCAUCAGGUGGCAAGGACGGCAUUACCAUGCUUUGGGACCUGAACGAGGGCAAGCACCUUUACUCGCUUGAGGCUGGUGACAUCGUCAAUGCUCUUGUGUUCUCGCCCAACCGCUACUGGCUAUGCGCUGCCACUGCCAGCUGCGUUAAAAUCUUUGACCUUGAGAGCAAGUCGAUUGUUGACGAGCUCAAGCCCAGCUUCACUGAUGUUGGCCCCAACUCACGGGAACCUGAGUGUGUGUCGAUCGCAUGGUCAGCAGACGGGCAGACGUUGUUCGGUGGAUUCACUGACAACCUUGUUCGUGUCUGGACUGUCACUUCUUAAAAUCUUCCGGGGAAGUCGCGUGGUGGAGGACAGAUUGAGGUUUACCCUACGCAUCGUUUUUACUGUAGCAGGCUGCUUGCAUCUCAAAAAAAAAACACUGCAUUUCUCAAUUCCUGGUAGAAUCUAUGGCUUAAUGAACAUUCACAAAACUCC
Molecule: messenger RNA, 1144 nt
Organism: Suillus discolor
Lineage: Eukaryota; Fungi; Basidiomycota; Agaricomycetes; Boletales; Suillaceae
Product: guanine nucleotide binding protein beta subunit
Exons: 5
Coding region: 47-991 (314 amino acids)
Biological process (GO): positive regulation of protein phosphorylation; rescue of stalled cytosolic ribosome
Cellular component (GO): cytosol; nucleus
Molecular function (GO): ribosome binding; translation regulator activity; protein kinase C binding
Source: RefSeq, a predicted model, not a curated record